Brassica rapa (field mustard) is the source of this 4702-nucleotide messenger RNA. RefSeq names its product AT-hook motif nuclear-localized protein 11. The record is from RefSeq and is a predicted model, not a curated record. Lineage: Eukaryota; Viridiplantae; Streptophyta; Magnoliopsida; Brassicales; Brassicaceae. Gene Ontology annotation, molecular function: minor groove of adenine-thymine-rich DNA binding.
CGUGUUGUUGUUCGUUUGAUAUUGCACUCAGAAGUCACAAUAUGUUGUUGUUCGUUUGAUAUUGCACUCUGAAGUCACAAUAUUAAGUCGCUGAAAAAAAAUUAGUGACUAAAAAAUAUUUACAACUUGCAACUGAUCGCAGCUAGCAGAUUGCAAGGUACUUUCAACACCGAAAUAAACAACAUUUAAUUGCAUGUUGCACGUUGCAGUAGCUGGUCGUAGGUCACUGCAACAUGCAAACAAGUCCUAUAUCUAUAUGAAGAUAUUUGUUUCUUGAUCUAGGGUCUAUUUGAUUUUGUGUCAUCAAGGUUGACGGUAGAGGAAAAAGAAAUGUGGAUUUUGCAGUUGGGAUGAAAACACUGAAUAAAAAAAUUAAACUCCAACUACUACAAGCUGCUCAAACAAUGGAGCACUUGACAAGUAAUAAAGCACACUAGUUUUCUAAUUGCUCAAAAACCACAUUACAUCAUUAAUUCCCUGUUAUAUUAAUGUUAGAAAGCUAAUGCAUUGGCUCUUCUAUCUUAAUGUUUAUAGCUCAAGAUUUUGGAAUCAAUUUUGUUCUUAUCUGGAAAUUCGGUUGAAGGACCUAUGUUGAUUGUUCAGAUUCGGUAUAGUUUGAUAGAUUAUUAGGUCUAAAUUUUUAUCAAUGGCUUGUUUAUAGAGAAACAUUUGCAGAUUAGAGUAUCAAUAGGAACAAUAAUUGCUUAAUUUAUACACAAAACUAGUUUUAGUUCUUUCUCUUUACUGAAUGUAAAGCUACAUUCUCAAGUGUAUAUAUGGCUGGAAUCUAAACAUUAGAUCCUUUGAGAGAGAAAAGAAACAGAGUUUUGAUAAAUUUGAAAGCUUUGCCAGUGUUUAUCAUCAAUAACAGUGUAUCCAGAGAGUAACAAAGUCUUUGAGUAGAUUACAUCACAUUCUCUCACUCUCCCAACUAUCAUGACGGUUGACGCACGCGCCUCAAUCAAUAGCGUUGGAAUAAGCCACACACCUAUAAAUUACUAGAUGCUAGGAUGAAGUCUAGAGAGAGAGCUUAUGGUCAAAGUCAGAUAUCAAAACUAUGUGUAUCCACAGUAAAUGCUUUUAACUCUUUAGAGGAGAAGGACCUGAAUGAUACAGUGGUAUUUUUGUUUUCUUUUGUUUCCUCUAUCACUCAGUAAAGCAAAAGAAGAACUAGAGAGAGAGAGAAAGUAAACCCUUUCUUCACCAUUGUUGAUGGAGAAGAAAACUUCAUAUCGUAUAUCUUGUUUCUGUUGAGAGAAUAAAAAGUAGAUUUCAGUUGAGCUGUUUCUCUUUUCUAUUAAACCUAUUAGGUUAAGUAGAAGCUCGUGUGUGUUGUUGAUAAGCCUUGAGAGAUUUUUCAGUUGCAUGGUUAACUUAACCUCCAAGUCAUAAUAUCUUUAAAAGCCUCUUUAGAUUCUGCUUUUUGUUGUUAUCUUUUGAUAAGAAUAAAAUCUUUUCCCUUCCCCUUUUGUAGCCAAUUAGCCCAUAAAAUUCGAAACCUUUAUAAGGUCAGGUCACCCAGCGAGUUUUGCAUCCUUUUGGCAGAAGCAAUGGAUCAAAGAGAAGCAAUGGCUUUAUCCGGGUCGGGUUAUUAUUACAUCCAGAGAGGCAUGCCUGGUUCUGCUCCUCCACAAACUCAACCGUCGUUUUAUGGAUCGCAAGGGUUUCAACAAUUCUCCAAUCCCAGCUCUCCUUUCGGCUCAACUGGAUUCGUGUAUCCUCCUUUACCAGUUGAGACUUCUCAGGUUGAUUCUUUAACGCCGGUUGCACUUCCUCCGUCUGGUGAGACGUUUGUGAAGCGGAAGAGAGGAAGACCGAGAAAAUACGGACAAGACGGUUCUGUUUCCUUGGCAUUGUCUCCUUCACUCUCCUCCUCCAUGUCCCCAAACUCUAACAAACGUGGCCGUGGAAGACCUCCUGGUUCCGGCAAGAAGCAAAGGCUUAGUUCGACUGGUGGAGUGAUGCCGUGGGGGACGAGCUUCACGCCGCACGUAAUCGUAGUUUCCGUUGGUGAAGACAUUGCAUCAAAGGUUAUGUCCUUUUCACAGCAAAGUCCAAGAGCCAUUUGUGUUUUAUCCGUUACUGGUGCAGUCUCUACUGCAACUAUUCUUCAACGAUCGCUAUCACACGGAGCUAUUAAAUACGAGGGUCGUUUUGAGCUUUUGUCUCUCUCAACUUCUUAUCCGAACGCAACUGACAAUGACUACCCAAACAGCACUGUGAAUCUAGCGGUCUCACUCGCUUGCCCCGAUUAUCGUGUCAUUGGUGGUGGAGUUGGAGGGCCUCUAAUAGCAGCAAGCUCAGUUCAGGUUAUCAUUGGGAGCUACAUUUGGGCUAUUCCUAAAGGGAAGAUUAAAAAACGAGAUGAAGAUGUCCAAGAAACUGACGCUUUGGACGAUAACACAGCAGCAACGUCGCCUGAUGUUCCUCAGCAAAGCCAUAACCUUGUUCAGACGCCUGUAGGGAUGUGGUCAACAGGUUCAAGGUCAAUGGACAUGCAUCAUGCCCAUAUGGACAUUGAUCUAAUGCGUGGAUGAUCCAUUUGUGUGUAUAAGCAUUGAAUCUAGGAGAUUAAGAAGAAGGAAGACUUAAGCUAACUUCUCUAAGAACAAAAUAUCUAGUGAUUUUCAGAAUUCAUGCUGGGUUUUUGAGCUUUUGGUUUAUUGAGUUUUUUUUUUGCUUUUUUUUGGGUUAAUAUAUAUAUAUAUAUAUAUAUCAACUACUUACGUUUAUUAUUUCGCUGCAAAAAAAUAUAAAUCCAGGCACAUAGUGAGCGCAUGAUACCAAUAACUAGCCAUGGGCAUUGGUUCGUUUUUUUCGAUUCUUUGAUUCUUCAGUUCUAGAAGUUUAGCAUCUAUCCAGGUAUUUUAAAAUUUUGGUUCCGUUUAGGUUAUUACCGUUCGGGUAACAAAAUUGGAAACCUGCUAAUAUUUGAGGUAAUUGCGGAUCCUAUUUGGUUCCAAUUUUUCGGUUAAUUCGGAUUAAAAAUCAGAAAUUUAGGUUUUCUGAUUAAAUAUAACUUCGUUUGAGUUUUUGGUAAAAAUUUGGAUUAUUCAGAUAAUAUUUGAAAAUUUUGAAUAAAAAGUAUUGUGAUGAUUCAUUUUUAGGUAUUUCGACUUAUAAAUAAUAUUUUUAACUUAUUCAUUUAUUUUAAAACUGAAUAUAGUUAAAAUUUAUAAGAAUAUAAAUUAUAUUAUAGAAAUUCAUGUACCCAUUUGGAUUUCGGUUCAGUUUCUCAUUGAUUUUGGUAUUUUAGUUUUACUGAUAUGACCCAAUCAAAUAAUUGAUAGGACCUAAAUCCGAAUCAACCCUAAUUUUUUGGUUUGGUUCGAUUCCCGUUAUUCGGUUCUGGAUAAAUGUGCUCAGAAUAUGAUUUGUGUUUUAUUGAUCAUGUUUGAAUAAAUCACCAGUUGGACUUAGGGUUUUCAAAGGAUCGAAUGAAUUGUUAGAAUGAAGUAUUAGGGUUUAUCUUUUAUUCUUUAUCUUGAUUGUUCUCAAUGUUAGAUUUGGAUUGACAAUUUGAAGUCUAGAUCUUAGGAUAAAUAGUAGAUGCGAAAGCAUUAUUAAUUGCAUAUUAAUUUUGAUGAGUUAAAUACCUAUAUGCAAAGAAAUUUGGUUUACUGAUUUAGUGAACAUGUCAAACAUGAUUUUAAUGCUUGUCUGAAUAGAUUGAACUACCAUGGGUCUAGCGUAUUUUUUUCUAGAAUUUACAACUGUAUUAAUUUAGUUAAGGGAUAUGGUUUUGGUGAUAGAGUUUCAAAUUUUAAAAAAUAAAUAUUAAAAAUUUCAAAAUAAAAAUAUGCUAUUUUGAUCAUUUUCUUUUUUGAGGGCUAUUUUUGUGAUAAAAACUUAAAAAUGCUUAUUUGAGAAAAUUGUCUAUUAAUUUACUACCAUUUACUUUUUUCUUAUUAUUCACCUAGUUUAAUCUGAAAUUUAUAGUCUAUUGUGUGAUAUGAGACUAUGUAUUAGGCAGGGUGGGGCAGUUGCCAACCAUAGAAAUUUUAAAAUUAGUCUAAUUUUAUAACAAAUUUAAGAUAUGCCCCUGUUGCUAUAUUGCUUUAUGCCCCCUAUACUUCAAAUGUUUGACAAAAUUUUAAGAGACUAAAAAAAUUAUAAUUCGUUGUACGGUUUCAUGCCUAUAUUUUGGUAUUUUAUCUAGUGAUUUUAAUUUAAAUUGUUUAUGUGAUCUAUCACUGAGAAUAGCUAGGAUAAAUUUGACCAUAUAAAAAUUGUGUGAAUAUGGGCGCGUAACUCAUCAUUUCCUACACAAUGUCCAGCCUAAUAAGGAAAUCAUGCGUCAAAGCAAAAGAAAACAAAUCAGCUAGUUUACUCUUCUGAUCAAACGUCGGUUGAAAAUUUUGUUCACACAAUUGAGAAUAAGAAAAUCUAAGUACUAUAAGUAGAAGAGGUGGUUAAAGCUUUCUAAUCAUCUGAAUACAAAGACAAUAACGAGAAAGAGAAAGAUCAAGGAAAAUACUAAAGAGUUGUAUUUUGCUCAUUAUACUCUCGUGAUUAUUAAGUAGUUAUCGUGAGACUCUUUUGUAGUAUCGAAUGAAAGAUACGUUUGAUUCAUUGUAAUUCUAAAGCACGAAUGUGGAUUCAAAUCCUUACAAAAAUCUUUAUUUUCUUCAGCCAAACAAACAAUGAAAAAUUCUUCAUACAAAACAUUUUGUUCGGAGAAAAAAAAAACAUUUUGUUCGAA